This is a messenger RNA of Fusarium verticillioides 7600, 1179 nucleotides long. RefSeq lists its product as hypothetical. The coding region runs from base 207 to 950 and encodes 247 amino acids. Gene Ontology annotation, molecular function: phosphatidylcholine lysophospholipase A1 activity. Lineage: Eukaryota; Fungi; Ascomycota; Sordariomycetes; Hypocreales; Nectriaceae. The transcript is spliced from 4 exons. The record is from RefSeq and is a predicted model, not a curated record.
UAUAUAUUGUCAUAGCAAUUGGAUGAGCUACCCAGGAGUUUGCAAACACAUAGAAUGCACACGCGCGUGAAGCUUCUCGCAGAACCUCCAUCGCUGCAGCCUGCUUACACCAACUGGCCUACUGCCUACGCACACCCUUCAUACCACCCCGCCUCGCUAUUACUCACCCACCGUUUACACAACCUGAAACAAAAGACAUCAUCACCAUGCCUCGCAAGACGCUUCGUAUACUAUGCUUUGGAGACUCUCUAACCUCGGGAUAUUUCUGCCAUGGCAUGGACUCGCAUCCAUACGCUCUCAAGCUGGAAGACCGGCUUACCGGGACGUUUCCAGAGGUGGACUUUCAGAUCGUGGUGAAUGCUGUCCCAGGCGAUGUUGCUUCUUUCAAGCGCUUCAAAGAUAGAAUGGAUGCUGCUUGGGAGGGCAAUUAUUACGACUGGACAAUUAUCCUCGGGGGCACGAACGAUAUAGCGUACGGUGUAACCCCUGAAAACAUAUUUUCUGCCCUUAAGGAUUUAUAUGAUGUCCCUCUGAGCCGAGAAUCCAAGGUUCUCGCUCUCACGGUCCCUGAGUGCCAGUCAAAAGGCAAGAGAGGCACGUCGACAAGGAACGAGCUCAACCAGAGCAUCCUUAUGAACAAAGACACGGGAUAUUACGCCUUUGACCUUCAUUCCAAGAUACCCUACCAUUCGCUUUCAGAACGGGAUCGCGAACGGUACUGGGAUGACGGCCUCCAUCUUCGAGACGAGGGCUACGACUGGAUGGGCAAUCACAUCGCCGAUGCCCUCAUAGACAUCCUUUGGAGCGAAGGCACAUUUGAAGAGCCCACCAACUCCAAAACUUCAGAAGUCUUGGCAUUGGAGGAUGAAGUCCAGUUCGAUGAAGAGGAUGGCAAUCCUCGGAAUAUCAAAGAAGGAUACGUGGUGGUCCGCAAGAAAGAUUUGGACUAAAACUUUUGGCUUAUUAAAAUUGCCAGUCUAGAACCAAAGGGAUUCAUAUGCUAUGCAUUGACACAAAUAGCCCUUGAUCAUCCCAAUCCCUAAACGCCAUAUCCACUACGAGGUUCUAAUCCGUCCCUUUCUCACACAACAAGGGUUGCGGCAACAAAUUCCUAUUAAAAUAGAGUCAGUACGAGAUCAACCCAAGUCAAGAACAAUCAAUAACUUGAGAACUUACGGG